Messenger RNA from Brachypodium distachyon (stiff brome), 1202 nucleotides. RefSeq lists its product as uncharacterized. NCBI's taxonomy places the organism in Eukaryota, Viridiplantae, Streptophyta, Magnoliopsida, Poales, Poaceae. Bases 297 to 644 code for a protein of 115 amino acids. The record is from RefSeq and is a predicted model, not a curated record. The transcript has 3 exons.
AAGCCCCUGGUGCAUCUCCUCUUCUCCCUCGUGGUCUGAGCCGUCCCCGCCUCGUUGCGCGGUUUCGGCCGCCGCCCGCCGCCGUCGAACCGCCCCCUGCAGUGCUCCUCCGCCGCUCCCGACCGUCCCUUUGCGUUAAUGUCUUCUCCGGGUCUACAUGGUGGCUGUGGUUUGGGAAUUAUAAGGCCAAGGGCCAAGACCUCUUCGGUUUGGAAGGUGAGACAAAAAAGAGGUUUGAGGACCUCUUGGAAAAAUUAGGUGAAGUUCAAGCUACUAUUGAAGAACAUGAUGAGCUCAUGGACGAGAAGGUAAGACUUGAGUGCGUGGCCGCUCAUGAGAUUGCGGAGCUUAAUGAAGCUCUUGAGGAAGAACAAGCAAAUAGGGAAGCUAUUGAGUCUCUUACUAAGGAACUUGCUAAAAUUAAAGAUUCCUAUGAGAAUGCUAUGUGCCUUGCUAAUGAUUACUAUGCUAGGAUAUGUGAAAUUGAGUAUUGUCAUAGGAACCCUUUUGAGAACUUUGACAAACUUGAAAAGGAUCACAAGUCCUUGACAAGUGAGUACAAGUCUCUCAAAGAGUCUUCUGAUCAUCUUCAUCUUCUAUAUUCUCUUGUUAAGAAAUUAAUUUCUAAUGAUAAAGAUGCUUAACUAACCCUUGUUGUAAGCAUACAUCUAUGAUUGAGGAGAAUGUUAGGUUGAAGGCUCAACUUGAAAAGAGCCUAGCCACUUGUUUCCAAGGGGAGAAGAACUUUCAUGAUCUUUUGAAUGAUCAUAGAAAGAUUUUGGAUUGGAGGGAAUUGGGUAUAACCCCAAUGAGAAGAGCAACAACAAGAAGAAGGCCACGGCUCCUUCCCACACUAAUGUUUAUUUUGUGAAGGAAGGGGAGGCGGUCAAGGAGAAGCCAAAGAAAAAGAAGGGUGGCAAGGCCACUUAUGAUAAUAGUGCCGGGGAUUUCAAUCCCUCGAAUGUUCUUUGUCGUACUAAUGAUGUGCAUGUUUAUGCCAAAUUUGUUGGUUCUCCUCAUGAAUAUGUUCAUUGGUCUAUUUGGGUUCCUAAGACCCUUGUUGCUAACGCUAAAGGACCCAUUCAAAGAUGGGUACCUAAAACCAAAGCUUAAACAUGUAGAAGGUUGCUUUCGGUGGAUCUUCAUGGAUAGUGCAUAGUGGAUGCCAAAAUGAGUACAUCAAGGUCCAAGCAAGUUACAUU